Molecule: messenger RNA, 456 nt
Organism: Bipolaris maydis ATCC 48331
Lineage: Eukaryota; Fungi; Ascomycota; Dothideomycetes; Pleosporales; Pleosporaceae
Source: RefSeq, a predicted model, not a curated record
ACAAACGCCACCAAACCCUUCACUCCCACGGCCGAACUCCACGACUUGGGUGCCACACGCUUCGACCGCGACACCGCCGCCCCCUCAGACCGCGACACAGCCCUGCUCAACCGCCACAUCGCAGUCCCCGUAAUCACUCCGCAAGGCCGCGCGCCGCCCGGGCUAGAAGCCAAAGUGCACGCAUGGACUACGUUUCAGUUUACAACAGAGGAUGUGGAUCGCGUGGAGGAGUUGAAGGGGGAUUUGCAUGGCGGGAUGUUGCAUCGAGUCAACAGAGCUGCGAGGGGAGAGGUAGGUGGAGGGGUUUUCAUGGGCAAUCGGGGAAAAGGAAGCAACAAGGGGACGGCUCAGGAGAAUAAACUUUGUGGGGGAAGAAAGGGAGAUGGGGAUGCGGCGCCGAUGGCGAAGGGUAUGGCGGAGGAGAUGGGGAAGGAUAUGUUUUGGAGUGGACCGAUU